Molecule: messenger RNA, 2904 nt
Organism: Triplophysa dalaica
Lineage: Eukaryota; Metazoa; Chordata; Actinopteri; Cypriniformes; Nemacheilidae
Gene: hps4
Product: HPS4 biogenesis of lysosomal organelles complex 3 subunit 2
Exons: 13
Coding region: 169-2334 (721 amino acids)
Biological process (GO): vesicle-mediated transport
Source: RefSeq, a predicted model, not a curated record
ACAUUUCUCACAUGACUUUUUACUUGUGACUCGCAUUCCUUCUCAAAAGUCCAGUUUAUGAAAUAUGGAGGUGAUGUUAAUAUUUAUUUUUAACUCAACAACGUGUGGUUAUUUGGGUGAGGUUAGUGUUGUUUAAGUCGUGUCUGGGCGGAACUGAGUAAUGAUUUAAUGCAGCGCGAUUCAGGGAUUCAUUCACAAACUCAACUUCAGUGUCCUUUACGUGAAGUUGAUCUGCUCUGCGUUACGCAAGUCAGCAACGAUAAAUGGCUUCAACACCUGCAUCCACUGACUCAAGACGAUGCCUGUUCUUCUUCCUCUAUGAUAACUCAAAAGUGCAGGAGGAAGGAGACUGGACUAGAGAUGGAAUAUACUACUUUUAUCCUGAAGAUACAUGAUGGUGGCUGCGUAUUGUUACAGACGCCAAUAGACCAGCAGGAGCUUCUCUGUGGACAACUGGCUGGUGUGUGUCGUUGUGUAUCUGAGCUAUCCAAGUCUCCCGUACGCCUGCUGCGCCUGCGCAGGAGCAAAUAUGCAGUUUGCAUGAAGGAUUCGUUUCUUUGGGCAUUAAGCUGUGUGGUAGACAUUCCAGAUGUAAGCGUGUGUGACUUUCUAAAUCAGCUGAUUGAUCUCUUCUGUUUCUAUAAUGGACCAGUGCGUCAGAGCUACCAGUUAUACAGUCAGGAAGAGUUGGCUCAGCGAUGGGCGAGAUACCUUUGUCACCUGCAGGGCGGCUCCACUGAGUUGCACAACAUCUUCAGCUGUCUGAGGACAAUCGACUCCACGCAUAUUGAUCCUCUGCUGUUGCUGAAAGCUGCCCUUAUUCUACAGGCAUGUCAGCGAUGCCCGCUGGUGUUAUCUGGGUGUAUCCUGUACAGGGGGAGGGUGGUGAGUACUCAGAUGCCUCCUGCCCUCACGCAGAAGGUGAUGGUUUACGAGACGGAAACAUACAGCCAGGAUAACAGGGUGGCAGCCAAUGGCCUGUGCUUAUCAGUGGGCACGUCUCUCUCCUUCAUAGUAACCACACAGGUGUUCCUGACAACCGCUGAACUUCAUAUGAUGCGUUGCUCCCCUGUGGAUAGAGCAUGCAGGACUCACUGCAGUCAACCUCCACCCCGAUCAAGAAAGUCUGGCCUACUAUCACGUACUUUAUCCGACACCCUUACUGCAGAUACAGACUCAUUAAACUUAGAGCCCACUGAGUGCCCCCCGAACUCCAAUGAGACGAUGCCAUCCUCUCCUCGCUCCUCCCUCUCUGAUGAGUCAUGUUUCAGCCCCUCCCCCUCUAUGGUGAACAGUCCUCUUCACUCCAGAAUGAACCAAUCAGAUUAUUUCACUCCGCAGUCACAUGACCACAUCGUGGCAAAUGGCCCAAACUCAUCCAAGGUUAAGGAACAAUGUUUAACAGGAAGAUUAACCGGCCUCAAUACAAAGGAAAGAGUAGCAGAGGAUGCACAUGAGAAGCUGGACUCCGGAUGUUCAUCCAAAUCUAAAAGCAAAGUUAAAAAUUCAGAAAAGGAAUUUAAUCAGAAGGAAAAAAUAAAAUCCCUUAUAAAAGGAUAUCAGUUACAUUCGAAUUGUCAUGAGAACCAUUCGGAUAGCUCUUACCAAGACAACCUGACUGACACGGCUGAAGGACAGCAGUUGAAUGCUAACAAUCACACGACCAAUACAAAUGACAGAUUACAAAGAGAUACAGAAGAUGAAGGAAGGCCAAAGAAUGAGAAAGUAGACAAAGGAGAACAAAUACUCAAGGACAAUGUAAACAACUGUUGUGACCCACCAAAUGCCCCCCUUCCACAUGAGACCUUUGCAGACGCCUCUCUGGUCCCCACAGUAUUGUACCAGCAUAGAGUCAGAGGUCUGGUCCUUGCACUUUUGGUAGAGACAGAUUUCAACACAGACCCCACCGCCAGAGAGGAAGUGUAUCACAGCAGUUUGGCAUCUCUGAAUGGUCUUGAGGCUCAUCUGAGAAGUACCUCACCUGGGACUCCCAGCCUCCAGGGGCUCUACACCUUCACUCACUAUGACUGCAUACAGAGCACACUUACUACCAAUGUGUGUGGGCACUCCGCUGGACCCCAGGACCGUGCAUUCGUGAAGGCAACUGCACUGCUCCAUUCUCAUUUCUCUCAAACAGACACUUUACAAGAAGUCAUUGUCAGGAAUGCUAGCUCGGCAGUGUAUGGAACCUGUAGCACCGCCCAGGAGACGUAUUUUCUCCAGCAGGGAGCACCAGUCAGAAACUCUGGAAGUCCAGAUGCCCAGGAUAGUGCCUUCUCUCUGCCCAAAAAAGCUCGCCAGCGGCUCCUUAAACAUGGAGUUAACCUGCUUUAACUGAGUCCACAUUUUAGAUCUUUAUUUCAAUCAACUACACUGUAUUUUUUACUACUGAAAUAAAUACUUUUGAAGCCAGAUGACAGCAUUUUAUGCAUGUUUCACAAACAGAAACAUCUUUAUUCUCUGCUCUCUGUGUACAGUUCACAGAAGGUUGAUAUAUUUAAUUCAAUUUCGAUUCAUAAUUCUCACAUUGAACUAAUCUUGUUUUUUGUAAAGAAAGUCAUACUUGGUUUAGAAUGACAUAGGACAGAAUAAAUUAUGGCAAAAUUUUUAUAUUGGUUCAAUAUUUCUUAAAAAUGCUGGUUUUUUUUAGAAAAUACUGCUGAUGGUUUUAUUUUAAACAGUAGAAACUAAAAGUGUACUGAAACCUCAGAUGUAGACUGAUUUAAUGCAUUGCUGUAUAUUCUGCGAUUAUUAAGAUUUGGUGUAGAGAACAUGGGCAGAUUUUAAAAGCAAUGCAGACCAUUCAGUAUUACUGUUUAUGUGUUUAAGUAUUGAAUAUGACAGCUUUUGAAUGGACCAGAAUUAUUCCAAAAUAUGAAUAAACUUCUUUUUUAAACUUUUUAA